This is a messenger RNA of Hippoglossus stenolepis (Pacific halibut), 3260 nucleotides long. RefSeq names its product E3 ubiquitin-protein ligase TRIM39. The transcript has 10 exons. Gene Ontology annotation, molecular function: protein binding; zinc ion binding. The record is from RefSeq and is a predicted model, not a curated record. The coding region runs from base 119 to 1738 and encodes 539 amino acids. Lineage: Eukaryota; Metazoa; Chordata; Actinopteri; Pleuronectiformes; Pleuronectidae.
CCACAGUGAGAGUUCUCCUCAUCUGCCUUCAUAGGACUGAGUCACUUUUAAAACAGAUUGAUUCAACACACAUGUUGAGGAGCAUCUCUCCGCGGACCCACACGGUGUUUUUCCAGACAUGGCCUCGGCGUUGUCCUCGGAGCAGUUUCGCUGCUGCAUCUGCCUGGACUGCUUCAAAAAUCCCACCUCCAUCCCGUGUGGGCACAACUUCUGCCUGGAUUGCAUCAAACGCUUCUGGGAUACGAGACACAAGUCGGUGUGUCCCAUUUGCAAAGAGGUCUUCAAGACCCGCCCAGAACUCAGGAUCAACGUCGGCUUAAGAGAAAUCACUAAUAAUUUCGUAAGGUCUCGGAAGAACAAAGCGAAACACAAGCCAAUCCUGAAACAGCUCUCCGAGCCCGACGUUUCCUGCGACAGUUGCCAUGGAGACAAGUCACCAGCGGUCAAGUCCUGCCUCGACUGCCAGAAGUCGUUCUGUGAAAGUCACCUGGCUCCUCACAGCAGGGAUCCCGUGUUGACGAAGCACCGACUCACGGUUCCGGGCGCCUACGUUCACCUCUGCGGAAAUCACCACAAGCUCCUGGAGAUGUUCUGCAAGGACGACCAGACGCCCGUGUGUGUGAAGUGCGUCGCGAAGGACCACAGACGUCACAACACCGUCCCCAUCGAGAAGGAGAGCAAGAGGAUCAAGACUCAGAUAAGGAAAACUGAGGCCGAGUUUCAGCAGAUUAUCAGGACCAGAAUCAAGAAGGUUGAGGAGAUCAGGACCUCGGUGGAGCUGUGCAAAACACAGACAGACAGGGAGAUACAGACGAGUGUCCAGGUCUUCACCAUGGUGAUCGGCGCCAUCGAGAGGAACCAGGCUCUGCUCAUCGAGGAGAUCGAGCAGAAGCAGGAGGCGGCGGAGAAGAGAGCGGAGGAGCUUCUCGAGGAGCUGGAGCAGGAGGUGGAGGAGCUGCAGAGGAGACGCGGCGAGCUGCAGCUCCUGGAGAUCACCGAGGACCCUUUUCGCCUCCUGCACUGUUUCCCCCCCCUGAGCGCCCCACUGCCCUCCAGAGACUGGUCCCAGGUCGGAGUCCCUGCCAACAUCUGCAUCGGGACGGUGAGGAGGGCGUUUUCCAAACUGCUGGACACCUGCCACGACCUUGAAAAGAAGCUGUCUUCAGACGAAAUGUCCAAGAUAAGUCAACAUGCAGUGGAUGUAACUUUGGAUCCUGUGACGGCCUCAAGUUGGCUCAUUCUGUCCGCCGAUGGAAAAAAGGUGAGUCUCAGCAGCCAGAGGAGGCCCUCGCUCCCUGACGCCCCCCGCAGGUUCGACUCCUGCGUCUCCGUUCUGGGGGAACAAAGCUUCACCUCUGGGAGACGCUACUGGGAAGUUCAGGUUGGGGAUAAAACCGACUGGGACCUCGGCGUGGCCAAAGAGUCCAUCAACACAAAGGGGGCGGUCACGGUGCGUCCGGACAGCGGCUACUGGGCGAUCUGCAGGCGCAAGGGGGGCAGCCUGAGCGCCUGCACCAGCCCCUGCGUCACCCUCCACCUCCAGGAAACCCCGCAGAAAGUGGGCAUUUUCCUGGACUACGAGGAUGGGUCGGUGUCCUUCUACGACUCGGACGCAAAGACUCACAUCUACACGUACAGCUGGUGCACGUUCACCGAGCCGCUCUAUCCCUACUUCAACCCCUGUCUCCAUGACAACGGGAAGAACACCGCCCCCCUGGUGAUCUGUCCCGUGGAUUAGCUUUGAUUCACCGAAGACGCAGCAGAGAUUUGAUACCGAAGAGCUCCGUGGUUUCACGGACACAAUCGUGAGGCUCUGCAGGUUCCAGGUGUCACGAGUCUGCCUCAGCUGUCAAUCAUGACAUAUCAUCAAUUAACUAAUUAAAAACAAACACAAACAGGUGUGAUGAGAACUUCCUUAAAUCACAGGAACCGUCGUUGGGGAAAAAGGAUUUUGACGUGUACUGAGAUUAUGAUGUUUGGUCCAUGUCCCGUCUGCUAACAUGGAGGUGGCUGGGUUUAUGACCUACAAGGUGUAUCUGUCGCCCCCUGGUGGCUGCCUGGGACUCAAACAUGAAGUUUCAAUAAGCCAUGUUUACAGUUUUUGUUAUAUUAUUCUGUUAUUCGUCUUUUUAUUAUAUUCUAUAUUUUUCCCUUUCAACCCAACGCACUACUAAUGAUAGAAAUAAUCAAAUAUACAGAUUAUAGAUAUAUAGAUUAUUUCUUUCUUUCUUUCAGUAUAUUUUAUGACAAACAAAUCACUUCUACUAUCAGACCACUUCCUUUUCCCUGCACAUUUCCACUGUGGGAACUGAACCAUCCUGUGUGUCUGCGGUGGAAUGAGCUCUAAUCAGAUCCAUGCUUGUUUUUUGAUUGCAGUUACAGCCUCUUGCCACUAGAUGGUGCUGCAGCCCAGUCAGAACCACUACUCCAGCUUCCUUACAAAUAAAAGACACAAACAUGGCUGCUGUGACAUCAUCACUGACUGGAAACUGGAGCGAUUGGACCGUUCCAAAUUCAAAGACAAUGAGUUUACAGAUCUGAUUCUGAACAUCACAUUUAGGUCAUUUAGGUACAAAAACUCUGAGUUAAACAGUAAACAGAACAAAAUGACCUGUAAAUAAUGAAUUUGUUUUAAAUUUUUGUUUAACCCCAAUGACCUGCAACCUGAUUCAACCAUUUGUUGUGGACUGUGGAAUAACGAAGUUAUCCAGUCAACCCACGCGAGUUAAACGUGUUCUGUCCUCACUCCUGCCGCCAUUUACCAAAUAAAGCUGAAACCCUCAGAGUCCUUUUCCCUUGACUCACUGCUCCGAGUCUGUGGGAGAGGCUGCAUCAACACACACAAAUCAGUACUGACAACUGUGCUGUCAACACUUCUGCAUCUGCAGACAACUGACAGGUCCUGUCAACACGUCGCUCUGCUGGCAGCAAACAGCACGACGGGUUUCAUUCCAAAAAGCCUGUGACACCUAAAAGACAUAUUUUAGUUUCUCUUCAUGUUUUGUUUUGAAAGGUUGUUUGUUGUUUGCCAGACGUUUCCAUGGACGACAGGAGUUUGUCUGAUUUCUGCAUUUCAGUGACGUAAUGUAAGUAAUAGUAAGAACCUCUGAUUCCUUUAAAGCUCCUGAAGCCAAGUUUGACGUGUGUUGUAGUGAAAAAGUUGUAAAACCUGUAAAUUAAAGACUGUUUCACAUUUAAAUGAAUUAAAAAAAAAUCACAAAUGUGGGAAAGCAUUUAAUAAAACAGUUUUUUUCUCUGCA